Brassica napus (rape) is the source of this 1074-nucleotide messenger RNA. RefSeq lists its product as uncharacterized. Gene Ontology annotation, cellular component: endoplasmic reticulum; SNARE complex. The coding region runs from base 150 to 1016 and encodes 288 amino acids. NCBI's taxonomy places the organism in Eukaryota, Viridiplantae, Streptophyta, Magnoliopsida, Brassicales, Brassicaceae. Gene Ontology annotation, biological process: retrograde vesicle-mediated transport, Golgi to endoplasmic reticulum. The transcript is spliced from 7 exons. Gene Ontology annotation, molecular function: SNAP receptor activity. The record is from RefSeq and is a predicted model, not a curated record.
GAGAAUCGAACCCAGAAUCUCUAACGUUACAUUGAAAGAUAUCAUUUUCUCUUCUUUCCUGUAUGAUGACGAUCUGACCAUCUUCCUCUAUCAGUCAUUCUUCGAUCCUAACUGAAUCAGAUCAGGCGAUUUAAUAAUCACGUUGGGACAUGGACGAAGUAGUAGUAGAGGUGGAGAAGAGGAAGAGAGAAUGGGAAGACGCCUACGAGAAGACCAUCGAACACAUCACGGCGAUACAAGAGUGCGGGAAAUCAAGGAGAGGUGAGGAGAAGGUUUCGCUACAGAGGCUUAACGGAUUGGCUCAGGAUGGUCUCUCUCUUCUCAAUUCUCUUCAGUUCAGUCUCGAUCUUCUCGCCCCUCAGCUCCCUUCUGAUCACCACGUCCAGUCCACUAGAUCGCUGCUUGAAACCUGGAAGAAUCAAUAUCAAAGUUUGAGAGUACACCUGAGAAGUGCUAAUUUACAAGCAAAGGAUAACAUGAGGAAAGCUGCUCAACAAGAGAGAGUGCUUCUCCUUGGUGGUGGAACAGAGUCCACUGAACUAAGACGUAAACGACAAGCAAAUUCUGGCGUGACCUCGGAUGCUGAAAGCAUUACUGAAAGUCUCAGGCGUUCACGUCAGCUCAUGGUUCAGGAGGUGGAGAGAAGCACAAACACUCUCGUGGCUUUUGAUGAAUCUACUGGAGUGCUUAAGAAAGCAGAGAGUGAAUACAAAGGACACAGGUCUCUGUUUUCAAGGACCCGUAAUUUACUUUCUACAAUGCAGCGUCAAGACGUAAUUGACAGGGUAAUCCUCAUAAUUGGAUUUUCUCUCUUUGCCUGCGCUGUUCUUUACGUUGUUUCAAAGCGUAUUGGAAUCCUGAGAUUGCAACAGAUGGCUACUGCUGCCAUUAAAGCUCGUUUGGCUGGAAAAGCAGCUAAUGCUGAUGGUACGCCUCUCGUACACCAGUUUGAUGGAGGAAACACAGUUCCAAAUGUUAAUAUUCCUAUACAACAACGCCUGCAUGAUGAACUUUAAAAGCUUAUUUUUAGAUUCUCAAGUUCCUGAUCUAUUGCACUGUUAAUGUUCUCUCUUA